Messenger RNA from Acanthisitta chloris (rifleman), 541 nucleotides. RefSeq names its product tubulointerstitial nephritis antigen-like. The transcript is spliced from 5 exons. NCBI's taxonomy places the organism in Eukaryota, Metazoa, Chordata, Aves, Passeriformes, Acanthisittidae. Gene Ontology annotation, molecular function: cysteine-type peptidase activity. Gene Ontology annotation, cellular component: lysosome. The annotation marks the transcript as partial. Gene Ontology annotation, biological process: proteolysis. The record is from RefSeq and is a predicted model, not a curated record.
GGUGGUGACAGACCAGUGCUACCCAUUCACCAGCCAGGAGAGCGUGUUGGCAGCUCAGCCCUGCAUGAUGCACAGCCGCUCCACGGGCCGUGGCAAGCGCCAGGCCACGGCUCAGUGCCCCAACCCCCAGACCCACUCCAACGAGAUCUACCAGUCCACCCCUGCCUAUCGCCUCUCCUCCAGCGAGAAGGAGAUCAUGAAGGAGCUGCUGGAGAACGGCCCCGUGCAAGCCAUCCUGGAGGUACACGAGGAUUUCUUCAUGUACAAGAGUGGGAUCUACCGGCACACACCAGUGGCUGAGGGGAAGGGGGCAAAGCACCAGAGACAUGGGACCCACUCGGUCAAGAUCACUGGGUGGGGAGAAGAGCAACUCCCUGAUGGCCAGACCCAAAAAUACUGGACAGCAGCCAACUCCUGGGGCACAGCGUGGGGCGAGGGUGGCUACUUUCGCAUCGCCCGCGGCGUCAACGAGUGCGAGGUGGAGACCUUCGUGGUGGGAGUCUGGGGUCGGGUCAGCAUGGAGGACAUGCCCCACAAGUGA